UACACCGCAGGCCGCAGCCAGACGCUCCUCACUCUCUCUCAGCGGCUCUGCUCAUGGCCAAAGUCAAUAGCGGUUCGUCCGGUUGCAGGGCCGUGGUCAUGGCUGGUCAGUUUUGGACGAGACCGCCAGCCCUGAGGCCGCAGAGGAGCGCUCAGCAUCAGCGGAGACUAGCCUCAGUGAACCAGCGCAUGAGGGCAUCCAGCGCCGCGGGACACGGGGGCAAAAACUCGGCGUGGAGCCAGCAGAAGCUCCCCAACUACGCCUGGUCCAACCGCACGCUGAUCUACAGAGAUGUGAAGGCUUUUCUCAGUGAAAUUGGAGGAGAUCCACGGGAGGCUCGCUACUGGUUAACACACUUCCAGAGCGCCGGUUCAUUUCCAGCGUUUGCGGUUCUGGAGGUUGACACUUCAGUGUUUGAUAGCCAUGAGAUGGUUCAGAGUCUGGCCUUUGGGCUCUCGUUCUUGCAGCGGAUGGAUAUGAAGCUUGUGGUGGUGAUGGGAUUGCCUCCUGAGAUGGAGGAAGAGGACUGCACCAAAACCGAGACUAAACCCUCCCUCGCCAGGACUACGAUGGUGAAACACUGUCAGGCUUUAACAGAAGCACUUCAGCACAACUCAGCCAAUGUGAUCUCAGAGGCCCUCUUACAACUGCAGCACGCUCGGGAUGAGAGCAGCAGUGGUCCCUCAGUUGUCGUGGACUCGGCUCUUCUGCAGUGGACUCUGGACUGCAGAGUGAUUCCUCUGGUCUGUCCGGUGGGCCGCGAUGCAGCCGGCUGCUCUUCUGUGCUCAGUCCGAUCCAGGUCACAGCAGCCAUCUCGCAGUCACUGCAGCCUCUGAAAGUCAUAUUCCUGAACAGCUCAGGGGGUAUCCGCAACCAAAACCACAAGGUGUUGGGUUUGGUGUCAUUGCCGGGAGAUCUGCCAGGUCUGAGUUCUGCGAAAUGGCUGAGGGAUGUGGAGCACAGACGCGUCAGUGCCAUAGCGCAGCUGCUCAACCUGCUUCCGGCGGAGACCUCGGCUGUCCUCACCUCGGCGGACACGCUUCUCACUGAGCUCUUCAGCCACAAGGGCUCAGGCACCCUUUUUAAAAAUGGAGAUCCCAUUCACAGAUACAGUAGCCUGGAUGACAUUGAUAUUGGCCGUCUCUUGGCACUGAUUAACAAGUCUUUUGAGAAGAACCUGAGAGAGGAUUAUAUAGCUUCUCUCAAGGAUAGACUGCAUUCCAUUUACCUGUCUCAGGGGUACAGCGCAGCUGCUAUAAUCACCACAGAGCCUGUGAACAGCGGCACUCCGUACCUGGACAAAUUUGUGGUCAGCAGCAGUAAACAAGGCCAAGGAACCGGUCAGAUCUUGUGGGAGUGUAUUCGUCAGGACUUGGGCAAGCUCUUCUGGAGAUCCCGCGCUACAAACCGCAUCAAUCCCUGGUACUUCAAGCACUGUGAUGGCAGUUUCGUAAAUGGUCACUGGAUUGUAUUCUGGCUCUGCCUUUCUGACAUCCGUGAGUCUUACGAGCUGGUGGAGUACGCCAAGUGCCUUCCUGACUCCUUCUGCUCUCACAUCGCAACAGAAGCAAAACCACUUCAGCAACCUCAAGGGUCAUGAAAACAAUACUCGCCUCACACACUGUAUCGGGCUUCAUAUCUUAGCUGUGUCUUUAAGUACUAUUGGUAACAAUGCCAAUGUCAUUCCAAACCCAUAAGCCGAGUGGAACACAAAAGGCGUUUUGAGGUUUUGGAGUCAUCGUCCCAU
Sinocyclocheilus anshuiensis is the source of this 1748-nucleotide messenger RNA. RefSeq names its product N-acetylglutamate synthase (gene nags). Gene Ontology annotation, biological process: glutamate metabolic process; L-arginine biosynthetic process. Gene Ontology annotation, cellular component: mitochondrial matrix. The record is from RefSeq and is a predicted model, not a curated record. Gene Ontology annotation, molecular function: L-glutamate N-acetyltransferase activity, acting on acetyl-CoA as donor. NCBI's taxonomy places the organism in Eukaryota, Metazoa, Chordata, Actinopteri, Cypriniformes, Cyprinidae.